AUGGCUGCUACAGAUUUUAUCAGCAAUUGGCUGAACCAGCCGAUAUACCAGGGGCAUCUGUACACCGACGCAACAACACAGACACCCCCGCCACGCGACGAACCGUCUGCGGACGCAUCGCCGUAUUCGACGGCAAGUUUUCCUGCCGACCCCGUACCGUCCCCAAAACCGAAGAUCCACAUCAGCAGUGGUAACGACGGAGCAGAAAUCAGAUUCCCCUUGGGAGAAAACGUCUUCGCUACCGCUGGACAUUACAAAGGAAAAGCAACGCUGGCAAUGCGUUAUUUCUACAGACCACGGCCUGACCAGGAGGACGUAUGGAAGGGUGGCAAGAAGGGGGUGGUUCUAACCCCCGAACAAUGGAGGACUCUUAAGCGCAACAUGUCCGGUGUGUCGGCAGCUCUGUUGGCUUGUACGUUCGCCGCCAUGCCCUACGACACGACCAUGUUCUCACCUCGCCGCUUUCACCUGGGAAACCUGACAUACGCCAUCGUGGAGGUCUUCAAAGGGUCAGCGGUGGUGGCAAUCAGAGAAUUUUAUCGGCGAAGCCCAGAAGACGGCGACAAUCUACUACCGGGCAAGAGAGGGCUCAACCUAUCUGCAGAACAGUGGAAGGAGCUGCAGGAGCACAGUGAGAAGAUGGAUGCGGUACUUGAAGCUGUGGCAGAGAACACGAUGGUCCUGACCGACAAGCUGCUGAGCGACAUUGCUGGUCUGUGA
This is a messenger RNA of Branchiostoma belcheri (Belcher's lancelet), 720 nucleotides long. RefSeq lists its product as uncharacterized. The transcript has a single exon. Gene Ontology annotation, molecular function: transcription coactivator activity; DNA binding. The record is from RefSeq and is a predicted model, not a curated record. Lineage: Eukaryota; Metazoa; Chordata; Leptocardii; Amphioxiformes; Branchiostomatidae. Gene Ontology annotation, biological process: positive regulation of transcription initiation by RNA polymerase II. The coding region runs from base 1 to 720 and encodes 239 amino acids.